This is a messenger RNA of Chiloscyllium plagiosum (whitespotted bambooshark), 3716 nucleotides long. It is a transcript of the gene ufsp1, whose product is annotated as UFM1-specific peptidase 1. Gene Ontology annotation, molecular function: deUFMylase activity. The record is from RefSeq and is a predicted model, not a curated record. Lineage: Eukaryota; Metazoa; Chordata; Chondrichthyes; Orectolobiformes; Hemiscylliidae.
GCAGGGGCGGGGCGGGGCGGAAGGCGAGUCACGUGAGCGCGCGGCCGCCAUUUUAUCAGCGGCACCGGCGGCGGCAGGAGAAUGGAAAUGCGAGGUUGAACUGCACAAGGAUUGAACAUGGAGUUGGUGAAGAACGUUCACUCUGGCCUCCCUCUCCCUGAGCCACACUCCGAAAUCCAGCGGCUCUCUCUGGUCCGUGGUGAUUACCUCUACUAUCAUUACGGCUGUGAUGGGACAGACGACUGUGGCUGGGGCUGCGGUUACCGGACGAUGCAGACUCUCUCCUCCUGGGUUAUUCUGCAGCAGACGAACAUAAAGAACCACCAGGUGCCUACCUUGAAGGAAGUGCAGGAGGCACUGGUGGAGAUGGAGGAUAAGCCCCCGAACUUCAUUGGUUCCAAGACCUGGAUUGGCUCCUUCGAGAUCGCGCUGUGCAUCGACAAGUUCUAUGACAUCCCAUGCAAAUUGAUUCAUGUGCGGCGAGGGGGCGAGCUCUUGCAGAAAGUCGACGAGCUCUACCUGCACUUUGACACACUGGGGUCCCCUGUCAUGAUGGGCGGUGACAAUGACAAUGCUUCAAAGGGGAUUCUGGGCAUGUGCACAGGCACAGAGAACCACUACUUCCUCGUCCUGGAUCCCCAUUAUUCUGGGAAGACCCUGGACAAGGAAUAUGCCCAAAGGAAAGGCUGGGUUGCUUGGAAGAAGCUGGACUUGUUUGACCAGAAUUCGUUCUAUAAUUUCUGCCUCCCUCAGUGUAAAGGUGUGUAACCUAGUAACUUCACUGCCGCACACUGUUACUGUUCACAAGUGUCAUGUCCGUCUGCUGUGUUGUGAUCUAUUUAUUAAACAGCCAUGAUAAUUGGCUGAAUUGAAGCUUCAAGUAAACAAUUCUCAGUAAAACAUGCUCCCUGUCCAAGGUUAAUGUAACAUGGUUCUGUGUCCCAUGAGAUGAAGGGGUGGGGUAUUCGAGGAGCAGGCCUUUCUGACUGAAAGGGUGAAUGUGGGGUAACAUCAAAGGAAUAUCUUAUUGUUCUUUGCAAGGGCCAGCAUUUGUUACCUGUCCUUAAUUCCCCUUGAUCUGAGUGGCCUGCCAGACCAUCAGUUGGCAGUUCAGUCAAUGAUAUUGCUGACAAUCUGGAGUCAUAUGUAGGUCAGACAGGGUGAGGAUGGUGGAUCACAUUCCCUCAAGGACAUUAGUGAAACAGAUGGUUUUUUUCAACGAUCACCAUCAUACCCUUUCUUGUUAUGAUGUACCUGUAUCCAUUAUGUGUAUUCUGAUAUAUCCCCUUAAAGUACCACAUCUAGAAUGACUCAUUCCUUCUCCUUUAAACAAUGUAAAAUUCAAUCAUAUUAUAAUAGUUGCUACCUGGGUUUUUUUCAGUGAGGUCAUGAAUUAAUCCUAUCUCACUACACAAUACCAUAUCUAGUGUAGCCUGCUCCCUGGGAUUAGAUCCUGAAUAUUCUUUUCUAAGAAACUAUUCUGAAAACAUUCUCUGAACUCACCUAUGCUAUAUUUAUCAAUCUGAUUUUUCCAGUCUGUAUGUAGCUCAAAAUCUUCCAUGUAGCUUUUUGACACGUUCCAUUACUUCAUCUUUUAUGCUUUAAACUAUUUUGUGAUUACUGUUAAAGGCACUUUCUACCACUUCCACAUGUGAUUUCUUGCCUUUUAUCAUUUCAUAUUCCUAGCCAAAUUGUCUCCACACCUUGGUUUCCUGAAUUUAGGUCAUCCAUCUCUAUUGUGAUGAUACCAUCAAUAACUAACACUUUACAUUUCCUAGUUUGCUGUCCUGCUUUCAAUGUGUACCUUCAAUAUUAUGCACCUAAUCCAUCUCAAUCUGCAGCCAUGUCUAUGUAAUGUUACCAGAUCAUAUUUAUAUUUAUCUUGUUCAAAUACUGUAUGCAAUCAUAUUAUUUUAUUUCCCUUUAAUUUUUUUCUGUUGGAAUUGUAGUCUGUCCCUUCCGGUCAUGGUCUGUUUAUAUUUCCCCUAUUAUUACUUCUCUCUUUUGCCUUGACUCUAUUCUUUAAUUUACCUCAUCCUCCCGAAUUUAUUCCCUUGCCACUAUUAGUUUAAAGUUCCCAUCCACUUGUCAAGUUAUGCAGCCCGCUAGAAUCAGCAUGGUUCACGUAUAAGAGGUGUCCUAACAGUAUCGAUCCCAUUCUCCCCUGAACUGGUGUCAGUUCCCUAUGAACCAGAGCCUAUUUCUCCCACAACAAUCUUAGAGCCACGCAUUCAUCCCUUUGAUUUACUCAAUUGACAAUCUGUACGUGGCUGAGGUAAUAGCCUAGAAAUUAAUACCUUUGAGGAGGUUUUUAAAAAUUUGGUCCUAACUACUCACUCUGACUAUGCAGAAACUCUUUUUCAUUAUCAUAUAUUGCUGGAUUGUUGAAUCACAUCUCUGUCAUCUUCUACCUGGUAUCUCUUAGCCUUAGCAACUGCUAACCUGAGUUGCUAUUGUGUGCAAACACAUCUGUUGCUGAAUUGGGAUUCAGUGGUUCUGGUUUGAACUUGAGACAAAAUUAUACAUUUGGUUGGUUGUAACUUGCACUUCUGGGAUAGGAUCAGGCUUAACCGUGCUUGAUACUUUAGUCAGUUCCUAACAACACUCAUUUGCCAGGACUGCAAGUGGCUGUUUGAGAUUCUGAAAUGUUUCCUGGAUCUAUGUGACUAUAACGAGUCAGCACAGCUCCAAGGAUCAGAGGAACAAAAUAAAAUUACAUUGUCAAUUAGUUUAAACAUGUUUAUUUGUAGAUACUGAUCAUUGUCAAACUGAUUGGUUUCAACUUGCAAACUUGUUACUCCUAAAUGUGCAAAGGGCUCUGCAUAGCCAUAUGAGAUUUUACUUGCAUUCAAUGGGUAAAAUUAAAAUAACACAUUCGUGUUUAGUUUUACCCUAUCUGCCGUACAAUACCAAGGAUUACACAAUUGGUCAUAUUCCUGCCUCUGAGCUGGAAAGCCCAAACUGAGGUCUCACACCAGCACUGAAAACUCCAGCCAUGGUGGUGGUGGAGGAGUUGUAUAAAUAGUCUGUAUCUGUGCUGGUCCCUCAGCCUGGAUAAAUGGGAAGGGUGAGCGGUUGGAAUCAUCUAUUCUUCACACUUGCCGCUGGGUGCAAUAGGGUUAGCAUUGUUUCCUCAUGAAUCCUCUGAAUUGUACACACUUAAAAUAAAGAUGCAAACAUUUACACCAAAAAAAUUACUGUUUUAUAAAUCGAGUGAAAUAUUGUCACACAUAAAAUCUCACUAUUAUCAUUCGACUGUGGCCUUACUGCCCAACAUUGAGAAACAAAGCAAAAUUUUAAACACACAACCUGCAUAAUCCUGAGAUUGUAAUGCAAAAUUGCAGACUUGUGUGAUUAAAGAUGUAACGUCAUGCUAACAAACCUCAUCCCCAUCAACUAUGAUUCAAUUUUAAUUGAAAAUUGUUGCAAUCCCUCAGUAAGAACCGAAUGAGAUCCUGUAAGAGCAGGAGCUGUUGUAAGUUGGUCUAAACUCCACACCAUUUUGCUUUGGAUCUCAAUAUUCCAAAUCUUUAGCUUGUAUCCUUGCUUGGGAUCCCGACACCAACGUUAGAAGCUCUGUGUUGUAAAUGUUGUUAUAUAUAUGGAUAAAGUUCCUGUGUACUUAAUUAAAUCGCAUCAAUAUUGCUGUUGGUUUAUCGUGGCUAAAAGAUGUGAAAUUCCAUUUUUAUUAAAAUGAGAUCUUGCAGAACAAUUAA